This is a messenger RNA of Sceloporus undulatus (fence lizard), 17654 nucleotides long. It is a transcript of the gene SYNE2, whose product is annotated as spectrin repeat containing nuclear envelope protein 2. The transcript is spliced from 91 exons. The coding region runs from base 271 to 17511 and encodes 5746 amino acids. Lineage: Eukaryota; Metazoa; Chordata; Lepidosauria; Squamata; Phrynosomatidae. The record is from RefSeq and is a predicted model, not a curated record. Gene Ontology annotation, cellular component: membrane. Gene Ontology annotation, molecular function: protein binding.
GAUAUAAAUUUGGAAGCAGAAGAGAAACUUCAUAAUGGAGGACAUCAUCGAAAGAAGUGUGAAAAAGAUGGAGACUUGGAUUUGGAAGGGUUGAAAGAGAGCUGUGAAAGAGCAAGACAUAAACUGAAACUUCAUUUAAGCAGUAUCAGAGAGAACAUAGCUCCUGCUUUUACUGGUGAUAUAAAGGACACUUCCUAUCUUCAGAAUAAGCUACAUGAGUUAGAGGCCUUAAAGAGUAAAGGUGAAACUUCAUGGAAAGUGUUUGAAUCCAUGGCCGCCAUGCUAGAAAAACGUUCAGGUGAAAUGGAGAAGUCUGACACCACUAAACAAUCUCAGGAGGAACUGCUGAGAGAAUGGAACGAGCUCCAGUUGACUUUAAAUAAAAGGAUGGAACCUAUAAAGGCUAUUUUGACGCUUGUUUUGCCAAUAGAAAAUGAGUGGGUUCAGUUGUGCAACUUAGAAGAGCAGCUUCGCAAAAGGGACAUACCACAGUGCGUGCUGCAGAAUAUGGAACUUCCACGUAAAAAAGUGAAGAAAAUUCAGACAUCUAUAGCAAAUUGUAUUGGGUGGUGCAGUCAGCAAGAGCAAAUCAGGCCCACAGGAGGGAAAGUUGACCCAGCAGACUGGCAAGUGGCAAGUGCAAUGAUUGGUGAAUACAAAAUACAACUGGAAGAACUGGAUCAUAAGACACAGACCAUUGGAGCAAUCUUGCAAGAUCUUGAAACUUUCCUGAGGCAUGUCAGAGCACCUGCGAAGGUUUCAGACCCUUUCAGCCAUUCUCCUCAACUGACAGAGGCUUGCAAGAUGCACAAAGAGGCCAGACUUCUAGAUGACAAGUUGACACGAGCCCGUAUCCGCUUGGAAGAUCCUGAAUCGGGGAAAAAAGUGAGCUGCAAAGAGCUUGUUGCAGCUUUGUGUACAAAGGAAAUCCCAGCUGUUGGUUCUGCAGAAAAAGAAGAAGUUGUCCAGACUGAGGAUGUUCGGGAAGAAUUUUCACCGAAGAACAGUGAGCUCUAUAAAAGUCUCCAAGACAUACGUGAUAAGAUCCGUAUGAUAGGGCUGAGGGAUCCAACAAUUCCUGCUGCUCAACAAAGAUUGAAGUUGCUGACUGAACUCAGGCAGAAUCUUGAUUGCCAUGCUGCAGACAUGAGAUCCUUAAAUGAAAGGACUAGCCUGCUUUCCCAUUUCCCAAAGGCUGAACAAGAAGAGCUGAAGCACCAGUGGAAGCUUAUAGAGGAUUUAUGGAAAGAAACCAAGCUCUCUAUUACUGAAAAGCUGGAGCACUGUGGCCGAGUAAUAGAGCUCUUGAAGCAAUAUCACAGUUGCAAAAACUGUCUGAUGAGCAUCAUUCUGAAGCAAGAACAUGUCCUGUCACAGCAGGUGUCUUACAUGGGAAAAGACAACCUUCAGAGGAUAACUGCCAAGGUCAACAUGGCAAAACAGGAAUUUAACAGCCAUUCAGAAGAUGUUGACAGAAUAAACCAGAUCUGCAAAAACCUUCAGUCCCAGUUGAACAAAAUUAAGAGCUUUGAGGAGCCGCCUUUCGAGAAUGAGGCUAACGCUAUUGUGGACAGAUGGCUGGAUAUCAGUGAACGAACCGAAAACUAUUGUGAUAAUUUGGGAAGAGCUCUGGCUUUAUGGGACAAACUCCUUAAUUUAUCUAGUUUGAUCGAUGAAUGGUCAAAUACAGAGCUGAAGCACUUAGAAGAACGCAGCCUGACUGAGAAGGAGCUGGCAGAGUUGGAGGCUGGUUUACAGUUCCAAGGGAAGAACUUAGAGGAAUUUGACACAAAGGUGGAUGAAAUUCAAAAUCUCCUCAAUGGCAGUGAGCCUCCUCUUGAAUUACAGGUCAUCAAAUCCUCUCUUUUGAACAAAAUGGAACUAAUAAGAAAGCACUUAUCAAACAAGUCGAUACCCACUGAACUCAAUGGCAAUACAGCAGAGCUAAAAGGAGACCUUGACCUGGCCAAGACACAAAUUGGAAUGACUGAAUCGCUUCUGAAAGCUUUGUCUCCUUCUGAUACUCUGGAGAUCUUUACUAAAUUGGAGGAUCUACAUCAGAAGAUUCUGCAACAAAAACACCACGUGGAAUCACUUCAAAAACGACCAGGUUGUUUUAACCCUGAAGUGACUGAAUUAAAGGAGCAGCUUCAAAGUGUCACUGACUUAUUUAAUUCAAAGAAGCAAAUUUUUCAGGAUCACUUUACUACUCUCUUGAACUAUCAGUGUAAGGAUUUUGAUGACUGGUUCAGCAGUAUGCAGCUCUCUCUCAAGGAGUGUUUUGAACCAUCAGAAACAAAGGAGAUGCUAGAAGAGAAAAUUCAGCAGCUGAGGAGCUUCCUCACUUCUGAAGGCAAAGACAGUGACAUCUAUGAGGUGAAAACUCUCCUGAGCCAGGUGAAGCACUAUUUGCCCAGAGCAACUGUCUGCCGGCUGAGCAACUGGGUGAGGGACAAAGAAGUGGCAUUACAGAAAGUAACUUCCAAAUGUCAGGUGCAAGAAGAGGAGCUGUGCAUCUCUUUACAGCGGUUUGCUAGGCUUGAAGAUGACAUUGGUAGACUGGCAGAAUGGUUAAAUCUUCAGGAACUGCAAGAGAGUGAAAUGGAGAAGCCAGACGUUGAACACUUUUAUCAAACUCUCCUAAAACAGAGAGAGUCAUUUGAUUAUUUUGCUUGGCUGACCAGUUCUUUGCGGAGUUCUGGAUUUACUUGCGAUGAAGUGGUACUAGAAUCUGCUCAGAUUGUCAGCAGGUACAAGACGUUGCUCAGCCGUGUACGUAAAAGCCUUGGAGAUUCUCAGGGACUUUCUGUAGAAGAGAAGAAUUUUGAAGAACUUGCCCAAAGCAUAUUCUCCUGGGUGCAGCGGGUGAAUGAAAUGGUCUUUGGGCUGAACUCUGAAGAAUCCAAGACUCCUCUGGAAGAAAGGCUUUGCCAAAUAAAGGAAAUCAUGUUGCUAAAAGAGGAAGGCAAUGCAAAAAUACAAAAUAUUAUAGCUCUGGGGGAGAAUGUGAAGAGUGCUGGUGGGAGCAAAACUCAAGCUAUUCAGCAAAUGGUUUCUGAUGUCCAGAAUCAGUGGGAGAGCACCAUUCAGCUGGCUGCUGAGUAUCUGAGGCGAAGUAAGAAUGAAGAACAGCUCCAGAAUCAGAGGCAACAACACAAGAGAAGAGAAGAUGAUACAAGAGCAGCCUUGUAUGAUUCUGAGACACAGAAGCUGGAAAUAAGUAUUUACCCUGGCUUGCAAAGUCAGUUAAUAAACUAUUCCGCUCUCCAAGAGGAAGCUGAAGAUUUAUCUUUACUCUUAAAUGAACUAGCAAGGCAGCAUAGUUCCCUGGGGGAUUUAACCGAAGAAUCAUUGAUGGCCUUGCAGCAGCUCCAUGAAAGUCUUCUUGAUCGGUUACAGAAUACAGCAAUGCUCUUGGAAGGAAAUGUGGAGGAACACCAACAUUGCAAAGAGCUGAUGACCCACUUGAGGGCAACUCUGAAUGAGCUUUGGGAUCCUGAUGAUGAAGAGCAAAAGCAGGUACGGCAAGAUACUCUUUGUCAAAUUGAAAACAUACUACAGCGGAUUAUAGCUGUAGUUGAAAGCCAAAAAAAGAAAACCAUUUCACUGGAGCAGCUGUGUAUUAGGGAUGAGAUGGAUGCACCACACAGUAUAUGCAAGAAGCAUCCUAAGAUUAAAGGUGGGCUUGUGGAGCAAGACCCUGAGAAUGUCCUGAAUGAUGCGUUCAGACAAGAUCAUAGUUUUUCAGAUGAUGGGCAGACUCUAAAGAAGGUAGAUGAAAUUGUCUUUGAUGCUGAAGAGGACAGUGCAAUGGAAGUGCUUGAAGGAGGCCAAGAGGGACGUUCAGAGCUAAAAGGCAGUUGGAUGGGCACCCACAAUUUCCCUGAUUCGACAGUCCAGAGUGGAAAGUGGCUGCAGAGAUCAGGACAAACAGCAGCUGAUGAUAAUCGUCUCCACGAGCUUCAGCAGCGACAGCUCGGCUAUCAAAAGAAAUUGCAAGCAAUGCGUGGCUGUUCGGAAAUGCCUCCCACCACUUUGCCACUAAUGAAUGGAAAAAUAAGGGAGGUUGGCCCCAGUCCUUCAUCCAUUACCCGUCCCUCAUCAGAAAGUGUGGGCUCAGCAGUAGAAAUAGUUUCCCAGAGAAAUCUUCUUCUUCCUGGAGACCAAGCACUUGAAGAAUAUGCUGAGAUGGAACAAAAGGUCAAUAAGAUGAAGAUCUGGACUGCAGAGUUAGAUAUUGUGUUGGUGAAUGACCAUCUUAAAGAGAUUGAGAAAUUGUGUACUCAGCUGGAAAAACAGAAAACUGAAGCUACAGCUGCGGAAAGAAGCAAAUCAGAUCCACAUAAUGUGUCUUCUUCUAAUUGGGAUAAACUGCUUCAGGAUUUAAUGGCUGUUAAAGAGGCCAAGCAAGAACAGCUGCAUUUAGUUAAUAACUAUCAAGAAUGCUUUGCUCAUGUCCAGUCUUCAAUGAAGCGUUUGUCAACAGAAAAAGAAAACCUAAAAAUAAGGGGAUCUAUGGAGGAUACUGUUCUCCUUGAGAAUAUUAAGAAGUACUUAAAAUCCAUAGAAGAAGAGAGAGUCCUUCUGAGCAAGCUGAAAACUGAACAGGAAAAUCUAUCUAGGCAUUUAACUAAGAUGGACAAGGCAUUAACACAAAGCCAAGUGGACCAGGUUGAGAGAUGGUGGAAGCAAAUGGAAGACUCACUUCAGAGGAAACAGCUCUGGGUUGCAGCAGAAGCUGAUGAAUUUAAACUUUUUAUGAACAAAGCACAGGACCUCCAAAAGCUGCUGCAGGAGCAGCACCGUUUGCGAACAGGUCUGUGUGCAUCUAAUGGAGAACACUAUGUGUACCCAGCACUGAUGGCCACAGAAUUACAGACUCUUAAACACAGUGUUUCUCUGUUGAGAAGGGGUGUCGAGAUGCAAAUGAAAAAAAUUUGGAGUGAUGCAGGGAAAAGAGCUCUGGAAGAUGCAGUAAACGAUUUACAGAACCAGAUGGAGGAGCUGGAGCAGCUGACUCCAAAGGAGGACAUCCAGAUAACUGACAACUAUCCCCAGAUGUCUGAAAUUACCAGGAAGAUAGAGGAGGCCAUCUUAUGGGCCAGAGUCUCUGAGCUUUAUCUUGAUGAGAAGGUAGCUCUUUUUCCAGAUGAACUGUUGUCACAAAUCCAAAGCUGUAAGGUUCUGCUCAGUGUCGCUAAAGAGAAAGAACCAGCUGUUAUACAGCUGGUAGAUGAGGCCCAACUUAUUGCUCCCCAGCUGGCUUCCAGGGAAUCUUCUGCCCUUGACGUCCUUGCACAUGAGUUAAAAACCUGCCACCAGCGUCUUGUGCUGAAAUUGGUUCAGAGGGUGCAACAGCUGGAACCACAGUUUGAGAAGAGACAAAAGCUUUUUGCAGAUGUAGACAAAGUUCAAAGCCAACUUUGGAAGGCAGAGAGGAUGUUCAGCCUGGAUGCAGGUGAACCAAGUGUCAAGUCAGAGCUGGAGCAGUGGUGGGUCAUCUCAGAAAAGAUCCCCCAGGAGAUUCAGGAGGCAGAAGGAUUAGUAGAUGCAAAUUACAAGGAUCCACCUCAGAGGCUAAACAUAUUUGAGCAAUUAUUUUUCAAUGAUUGUUUACGAAGCUUCAAGAGCAGAGCAAAAAGAGCCCUCAGGCUAAUCCAGUGUAAGGACUAUACAAUACAAAACAAGAUAGAUAGCUGUGAAAAAUUCUCGGAAGAGAUCACGACACUGCAGCGGGGUCUCAGCAGCCUCUAUUUCCAGGGUAAUGCAUUGGAACUGGAUUUAAAGAAACGGUUCCCCACAAAUCAAGAGUUUAAGAAUAAAUGGAGUGUGCUGAGAGAGAGAGCUUUAUCAUUCCUGGAAUGUUUGACACACUUAGACAAAUACAAAGAGAUCUGGGAAUUCCUGGAUCUGAAAUGGGAUGCAUCACGUCUUGAUGAAUUGCAAAGCCAGUUGUGCAGAAUGGAAAAUCACCUUGGGCAGAGGGUUAAACACUCUGAGAACUUUUUCACAGAGUACAACAGACACCAAAUAGUGCUCAGUGAGGCUGAGGCUAUUGUAUCUAAUAUACAGAGAGACUGUGAUGUUCUGAAAGAUGGUUCAGAUGCCAUCCCUGAAACCAAUCUGAUAUCAGAAAAGGUUUUGAGCUGGAGAAUACAACACGCCAGGCACUUAACUCAGGAUGCACUAAGGCUGUUAGAUAAAAACGAGGCUCUCUCAGCCUCUCUCAAAGAGGCCAAGAUGCAGGAAAUGAAGAGUCUGUGGGCAAAAAUAGAUGGAGUGACUCGGAUGAUCCAAUCUAAGAUACUGGCAGUUCAAGAAAAAUACCAACAUGAACAAGGGCUUAAGAGCAUGCUGAAUCAUAGCUUAAUGACCUUAAAGCAAAUUCAGUCUGAGCUCCAACAGCCCCUUCUGCUUGACUUGGAAAUUCACAUGAUUCCUUGUGAAAAGAUGUACUGCAGAGUGCUUGAAGAUGCUGUAGAAACAGAAUGUUGUGCUGUGGAAGACUUCUUGAAAAGAAAGUCUCAGGAAGAGAAAUAUUCCCUCCCUAAUAUUUUUGGGAGAGAAUUAGGGACUUUGCGAAAUCUGAAAAAACAGUUGAAAGCUGAUAUUGCUGCACGUAUGCAUGCCAUAGAUGAAGACUUUGGCACUGUGAGGUGUUACAUCGAAGCUGUUCAAAAGGCUGCCAAUCUCCUCCAUCAGUGUGAAGCUGUUCUCUCCACUCCAGGGCUCAGCUUGGAUGAGCUGGAAAAGGAGUCUAUCCUCCUUACUUCCCAGAAACAAGAGGAAUUUGAGACUGCCAAGACCAAAGUAGAAGCAUUGACCUCCAUGCUGGAGAAGAAAGUUAAACAAAGAGCCAGUCUGCAACUGCAAAAAACACUUAGUGAUCUUGUUGCUGGGAGUUUAAUAAUAAGAGAAAAGGCUCAAAAAAGAAAAACUGAUUUGCAGAGAUGUUUGGAAAAAUACCAACACUUCAAAAAAUCCAGAGAUAUGAUAUGUGCUAAUCUCAAUGAUGUGAAAAAGGUGCUUCAGAAAGCUUUGGGACAUAUUCCAGUGUCUUAUAAAGAAGCUUUAGAGCAGUCGGAACAGAGCAAGAUGCAGGUUUCCCGACUAGUUUCAACUGAAGAGGAUCUAAUGAAGUUGAGGCAAGAUUCAGGACACCUCAGCCUGAUAUGCAAAGAAAAUGAUUGUGUGCUGAUGGGCACCAUUGUGUCAACACUGUGGCUAAAAUGGAUUCAUCUACUUAAUGCUGCAAAAGAAUGGGAGGGCAUAUGUGAAGAACAGAACCAGGAAUGGAAAUCUAUCAAUGAAGAAAUGGAAAGAGAAACAAUAAUUCUAGACAAUCUGCUGGAAGAACUUCCUGAAAACCCCAAAGAGAAGGAAAGUGUCACCAAAGAAGAACUGGAAGAACUUCUAGAAUGUACAGACUAUUACAAGGAAAGUGUGGAUGCUGAGAGGUUAUUGCUCUGCAUAAUACUUCAGCGCUUAAGGAGCAUCCUGGGUAUUCCUGAAAGCCCUCCUGGGAAGAAAGACAUUCCUGUUGUGUGUGAAAUCCAAACCAUGCAAGACAGAAUAAAAGAGCUUUGUGAAAAGGUUCAAAUGCAAAAGGAUGCUUUGCAGUCAGAGAAAGAAGACCGGGCCAAAGUUAAUGAGGAAAUACGUAUUCUGAAAAUUUCAUUACAGUGUACACUGUCUUUGAUCUGCAGCAUGGAUGGAGAAACCCUUAAUGCAAAAGCAAAAAAACUUGAGGAGAUCCAGAGAGCCAUCAUUACUCAGAAGCAAACUCUUGAACAGGUCAUGGAGAAAUUACGAAUCAAGUACACUGACAUGUAUACAAUAGUUCCUGUUGAAAUUGAAACACACUUGGAAGAUUGUAAAGAAACACUGAAAGACCUGGAAGAAAAGGUCAGCGACGAACUCCUGAAAAACUCCCCUUACCAUAUCACAGAUAAAAAAAUAGAAGACAUUAACAAGGGCCUCCAAGCAAUUAGAAAUAUGUUACAACAGAAGAGUGAGGACAUUGAAAAAGCGAAAGAAAUUCAGAAGAGAAUCUGGGAUCUGCUAGAUCUUUGGCAUUAUAAAAUGAAUGAACUGGAUUCAGAUGUUCAGGACAUAGUAGAGCAAGAUCCCUGCCAGGCUCAGGAGCUGAUGGAUCGCUUGAUGAUUCCUUUGCAGCAAUAUCAACAAGUUUCACAGCUGGCUGAGCGCAGAACUGCAGACUUGAACAGGGCAACUAGCAAGAUGGAAGAAUGUGAUGAACUGCUGAAGAGCACCCAUGUUUGGCUUGAAAACACCAGUCAUUUGCUCACAGGGGAAUGCAACAGUGACUCUGCAAAAUCUUUGAAUAAACAUGCCAGUGCGCUCCAAAUGGCAUUUGAAGAUUCAGAACAAAAGCAAAGCAUUCUCAGUGCUAUUUACCCAGAACUGGAGGAGUUGUCUGCAUUAGUUGAAACUGGUGGUAUGGUAAAAGAGUUGAAUAAUGUAAAUGAGCAAGUGAAAGCCUUACAGCAAAAGAUAAUGGAGAUUCUUCCACAUGUCCAGCAUUUGGCUGAUGAGGUGGAAGCUAUUGAAUCUGAAGUAAAAACAAUGGAGAAAGAUGUAGACAAAAUUAAGACCAUCUUGUCCCCUUCAGAAGACACACUCCAUUUUUCUCCUCAGGAGCAUCUUAAACAUGGCCAGGUUAUUCUGGCCCACAUCAGUCCCAUGCAGAAGGCACUUGUGGAGAUACAAUCCUAUAAAGAAAACCUGAGGUUACCAAACAUGAGGAUGCAACCUCUCUGUGUGUUCCAAAGAACAAAACAACUCCUGAAAGAAUUGAAGAGAUUAGAAAGAAUUACCAAGGAACAAAACAUGCUGCUUGAGCCAAUUGUGAAAGAAGUGGAAGAAAGCGAGCAAGAAAUAGACUUUCUGAAACAGCUCCUGUUCCCAAAGAGUGAUUUGGGUGAAUCGUCCGCAGAAUUCCCGUGGCCUGGGGAGCCUAGAUCCCAAAAAGAGGGUGUGGAGAUGGAAAAGAUAAAACAACAAAUUACCAUACUGUGCCAGAAGAAAGAGGACAUUUUGAUGGCUAUGAAGAACUCCUUGAUGGAGCUUCACCAACAGCAAAAGGACCCUGAACUGGAGGAUAACAUUUUGGAAUCACAAGAACCAGAGGAAAGUGGAGGUGGUGCUGAAUGGCAGACAAAGAAACGAGGAUCAGUGUCUCUUCUUCCUUCCUUGGUUGAAGAAGCUGAAGAUAAUUCAUUCCACAAUUCAGAUAUUGAUGCUGAUGAGCCCAAAGCCUUGCACAAUAGACCUGACCAGCAGAACAACUUCGUAUCCUUUGAGAGAAUAAAGGAACACAAGGAACAUCUUGGCCAUCAGAUCAAAGGCAAACCCUCCACUGGAGUCACAGACAUUCCAGAGUGCUUAUGGAGAACACUAGGAGGAGAAUCAAAGGAAACUGUGGACCCCGGUAGGCCCUGCUCUGACCCUGCACAGGUCCUCCAUGUGUGCCAAACACAAAUUGCUGAGUUGGAAAUAUGGCUAGAACAAACUAAGGAAUCCCUGAGGUCAGAAACCCAGACCUUCCAAAUGCAGCAGACAGUGGAGCAGCGUUUGGCUGCGUUCCAGGUCAUGUUAUCAGAGAUUGAACAAAAAGUGGUGUAUCUAUUGGAGGAUUGCAAAGACCGGCCAGCCAGUGAUAGUCCAUGCCUCCAGGAAGAAGCAGAGACCCUUUCCUUGAAACUUAGAGAUGUGAAGCUCAACUUGGAAAAAGUACAGGGCAUGCUCCAGGACAAACAUGCAGAAGGAGAGGUAAGCCUUGAAGAAAAAAUCUCUGAGAACAACUCACAACCUCUUUGCUUUGACCUCUCCAGUAUAUUUCCAAAUAUUACUUCAGACAGGUCUGUGGUCAACAGACCAAAUAGUUUACAGCAUCAACAGGAGCUCCUGUCAAAACUCUCUGAACAAACCAAUCUCAUUGACUUCAUUGCUGUGUAUGUGGAGAGGAUGCAGCCACAAUCUGAGGACAGCACAGUUCUGGAAUUACAACCAAGUCAUGAAGCACCAGUUUCAGAAAAUGAGUUCUGUGUUCUAACUCCAAAGGACCAAACAGGUGAUAAGUGGCAAUAUUUGCAAGAACAGCUGCUGUGCAAAAAGAAUCCCUAUCACUUUGAGCUUACUGAACCUCAGAUCUCUACCAAAAUAAAUAUUCUGCCCAAGGGUGCCACAUCAAGUGUGAAAACUCCAACCAUCGAGGAGCUGAAAAUGUACACUGCACAGCUUGGCAACCUAAGCCAAGAAGCAUCUGUUCAGAUACAGGAAAAUAUAGCAGGGGAUGUUCCAUUGAGCUUGGAUCAGAAACUCUUUGAGCUGCUUCUGGCAAUCAGCCGCUGCUUGAACAACAUGGAGCAGAUGUUAAGCACCUGCGCACUCACCAGUGAAGAAGCUCCUAUGCAACAGAUGCUCUAUGAGACUCUUUCUGCUGAACUACAAAAACUUCAUGUAGAUAUUGGUGAAAAAAAGGAAGAUCUUUUGAAGUCCAUCACUUCUGCUGGUGGUAACCCUGAGAGAUUCUCUCAGUGUUUUAUCAACUUGCAGACAUGGCUACAACAGACAGAAGCAGCCACUGCUUCUAGGAGCAAAUGUAUGAAAGCUGACUUGGACCAUUACAGUAAUUAUGAGAAUGAAAUCAGGCAAUUGUAUGAUGAGUUGAUUGAGAAGAAAUCCAUGCUGCAACAGUCCUUUGCUGCAACGAGUAGCCAUGGCAUUUCCAUGCCACUCCAGAACAUGGACAACUGUGAGUUGGAACUGCAGAACUUUGAAACUCGGACAGCUAAAUUAAGAGAGCAUGGAGAAAGACUUCAUUUGCCUGUUGCCCUAGUCCAUGAAGUGGAUAAAUUAGAGGAAGUGCUGGAUGCCCUGUGGAGGAUCCUGAGAGCUAAACAGAGGGAGCUAACAUCUCCAUUUAUUAGUGAACAACAACAUGAAGCUUUGUUACAGGGACUAGCAGAGCUCAUAGAUCUUGGCCAAGAGAAAGUUAUUCAAGUUUCCAACCUGAAAGCUAUCAGUCAAGCUAAUUUACAAUUUCACCUACAAAAUCACAAGAGCUUUUUCAGUAAUCUUAAGACUCACAUGCUGCUUGUGCAAAUGUGUUCCCAAAAAGUAGUACCUUCUGUAUUACAAGAGAGAGAGAGAUCCUGGAAGAAGAUGGUAGAGGAGGUCAAAUCAUUGGAACAGCAAGCUGUGCAACACGGAGCCUGUUUGGAAAGGCUGUUACAGGACUGGAUAGAAUUUGAUGACAGCUACCUGUCCUUCUAUCAAAAACUAGAGACUCUGUCUUGUGAGGUGCCUUCUGUGAGUCUGGUGGGAAAAACAGAGGAAAGGUUAAUGGAAAGAACUCGCCUCCUCCAGCAAAUCAAAAAGAAUAUUGAAUUGGAAAAGGCCAAGUAUCAUCAGCUAGUCAAAGAAGGGAAAAAUGUGAUGGAGUUUGUGAACUGUUCUGAACUGGAAAGCCAGGUUGGGAAGCUACAAGAGCAGUGGGCAGCUCUUUCUCAAAAAGUUGACCAUGAGCUUCAGAGAUUUGAAAGUUUACUCAAACUCUUGUCCAGCUACAACAGAGAGUCGAAGGAUCUGGAUAGCUGGUUGGCACUAGCUCAGCAGCGUGUGAAUGUCUGGAAGGACCAAUCGUUUCAUGCAUCCCAGGACCUCACCACUGUCAGAAACAAUAUACAGAGCUUACUUGAAUUCACUAAAGAAAUUGAUGAGAAAUCUUCCUUGAAGUCAUCAGUCAUAAGCACUGGCAAUCAACUCUUGCUUGUUAAGGAAUCAGAUGGUGCGGUGCUGCGCUCAUCUUUGACAGAAUAUGAGCAGAAGUGGGGUGAUCUGAUCACUCAGUUGCCAGGCAUCCAAGAGAAGUUUCACCAGUUCCAGAUGGCAAAGCUGCCAUCUCAUGAGGCCAUCACAGAAUUAACUGCCUGGAUGAAUCACAUUGACCAACAAAGAAAGAAUGAGGCUACUGUUGAUUUGCAGACUCCUGCGUGCCAAGUGGAAAGGCUUCUUAAGAAAUACAAGGAAUACCUGAUAGAAAUGAACUUCAAACAGUGGGUAGUUGAUUAUGUCAACCAGUCACUACUGCAGAUGACAACUUGUGAUGUUGAAAGCAAGCGUUAUGAGAGGACAGCAUUUGCAGAGCGACUUGGAGAAAUGAAUUUGCAGUGGCACAAGUUACAAGGGUCUCUUAAUGCAAAGACAAAGGAGUUGGAGCACAUUUUGGAAUCUGUUGCUGAAAAUGAAAGCAGAGCCCAGUCCUUGGGCAGCUGGCUAGAAGCACAAAGCCAAAGGCUAAAAGAGGCAGAGAAGCCAGCAAGUUCCCUCCUUGCACAGGACACAGCAGGAGUCUGCAAGGCACUAGAAAAUGAGCUUGCAGCUAAAUCUAAGGAUGUGGACCAAUUGAAACAGAACUAUGCACCUGUAGACUACAGUACUGAGGCUUCUGAAGAGACUGUGUUAAAUGUCAGUAGCUUGGCUGAACUGAGGGCCAAAGUAGCUAACCAGGUUGCACAGUUGAAGACCUUGACACAAUCUGCUUUGGAACACUGGAGAAUAUAUGAUGAAAUCUGGGGAGAUGUCAGGUUGAUGCUUGGAAGAUCUUUGUAUUACAUGGAGCAUAGCAAGUCUCCUGUGAUUACUUUUGAGACCAUAAAGAACCAAGUAGUAAAUCUCCAGUUUCUACAAGAUAAAACAGAAAGUAAUGAAGAAAUCUGGGCUAGACUCCAAACUGCUGCGGAUAACCUCAAGACGUUCUGUGAUCCCUUGUUUUCAGAGAUGAUUGAACAGAAACACAAGAAAGCACAAACGAGGUGGGCAUUGAUAAACAGAGAAAUUGAAGAUCAGCUACAGAAAGUGCAAACUUAUCUGCCCCUUUGGGAAUCGUAUAUUGGUUUGUAUGCUGAGGUGACUGCAAAACUGGACAGACAUGAAGAACGAUGCAAUUCCCUUUUGGUGCUAAAUAUACCUGCAGGCUGUACAAGAGACUUCUUUAAAGAGAAGGCACAGGACUUGAAGAAACUACAGUUUGGCCUUCAAAACAUCAAAAGAAAAUGUCUUCAGGCUUCUGAUAUGGCAGAUAAAAUUACUCAGCUAGUAGAGCCAACAGCACAGCCUCUUCUGGAGAAACUCCAACCACUUCAAAAGAUAUCCCAUUUGGAGAAGAUGCUGCAGAUUAAAGGAAAUGAAUUCCAGUUUGGUCUUUUGCAACUAGAGAGCUUUGAAAAUUGUUUAGAAAAACUGGAAAACCACAUUAAAGGAUAUACAGAAGCACUGGAUCAUCUACAUGAAGAAGAUAAAGACUCAGACCAACUCAUGAGCCAGAUGUUGAGCCUCGUUGCUUUGUCACCUGACAUGGAAACUCUGAAUGAAGUCAGCUUUAAGUUGCCUCUCGGUGAUGUCACUACAAAGAGACUGCAGAGCCUGAACUGGCAAUGGGCUCAGAAGACAGCCAUGGUUCUGGAACAAUGCAGUGAACUGCAGAACAUUCAGGAAGAUGACAAAGAGUUUCUCCAGCAAUGUCAAAACUGGGUGCAGUUCCUGGAGAGAAUGAAAAAAGGUUUGAAGGAAAACAUGGCAGGCACACAGGAGAAGCUGAAGGAACAGCAGAGAGAAUGUGAGAUACUGCAAGCAGAGAUUUCUGUUCAUCGGCAGAUUUUUAAUUGUAUUGUAUCAAAAGCACUGCAAAUGCUUGAGUCAGGAGAAGCAGAAAACCGGACUGAGUUUAUCUCCAGACUCACCAUGUUGAAGCAACAAUGGCAAAGUGUCAUCCACAUGGCUCAGAAGAGAAAGAGCGAAGUUGAUAGAUUUGCAAAGCAGUGGCAGAAAUUCACAACUUCAUUGCAGGACCUCACAAAGUUUCUCAGAGAUACCAGUGGCUUCAUAUCUGCCAUGAAGAGCCAGGACAAGUACAGCUUGGACCAAGUCAGGAAUCUGAGUCAUGAUGUCAAGAACAAGCAAAUCCUUCUUCAGAGGUGGCAAACCAGGUACUCAUUGACCUUGGACACUGGAAGAAAGUUGCUUGAGGCAGCUGCCCCUGAAGCAAAAGCAGCCAUACAACUUGAGAUGAGCCGGUUGCAAGAGAACUGGGACAAUACACAACUUCAAGUGGAGAAGAUUACAAAGCAGCUUCACAGCACUAUAGAAGCUUGGAAGAACUGUGAAAGGCAAGUGGAAGAGUUGAGCCAUAAUCUUCAAAAGCUCAAAACAAGAAUAAAAGACCCUCUUCCAGUAGAGCAUGAUGACCUUCAGGCAACCAAGGAACAAAUCAAGGACCUGGAGCAGUCCCUUGCCAACUGGAACCAAAAGGCAAAAGAACUUGGCACCAAGAAAGCGGAUCUGGCUCGCUACCUCCUUGCGGAAGAUGUGAUGGUGCUGAAAGAGCAAGUCCAACAUUUGCACAGACAGUGGGAAGAACUCUGUCUCAGAGUUUCUCUGCGCAAACAAGAGAUAGAGGAGCGACUCAACGCCUGGAUUGUGUUCAAUGAAAAGAAUAAAGAGCUCUGUGACUGGUUGGUGCAGAUGGAAAGCAGAGUGCUCCAGUCAGCUGACAUCAGUAUUGAAGACAUGAUAGACAAGUUGGAGAAGGAUUGCAUGGAAGAAAUCAACAUGUUCAGUGAAAACAAACUAAUUCAUCUCAAGCAAAUGGGUGACCAACUGAUCAAGGACAGCAACAAGAGCAGAGUGGCUGAAAUUGAUGAGAAACUCAAUAAAAUUAAUGACCGGUGGCAACAUCUCUUUGACGUCAUUGGAGGACGGGUGAAGAAGCUAAAGGAGACUUUUACAUUCAUACAGCAGCUGGACAAGAACAUGAGUAAUCUACGCACCUGGCUGGCCCGCAUUGAGUCUGAGCUCUCCAAACCUGUUGUUUAUGAUAUCUGUGAUGACCAAGAGAUACAGAAGAGACUUGCAGAGCAGCAGGACCUGCAGCGGGACAUUGAACAGCAUAGCGCAGGUGUAGAAUCUGUGUUCAGCAUCUGUGAAGUCUUGCUGCAUGACUCGGAUGCAUGUGCCAACGAAACUGAAUGUGACUCCAUCCAACAGACCACAAGGAGCUUGGACCGACGGUGGAGAAACAUCUGUGCCAUGUCUAUGGAGAGGCGAAUGAAGAUCGAGGAGACCUGGCGCCUAUGGCAAAGGUUUUUAGAAGAUUACUCUCGCUUUGAAGACUGGCUAAAGACAGCAGAGAGGACAGCAGCUUAUCCCAACUCUUCCGAGGUUUCAUACACAAAUGCCAAAGAAGAGCUGAAGAAAUUUGAAGCAUUUCAACGGCAAAUCCAUGAACGGCUCACUCAGCUGGAGCUGAUCAAUAAGCAGUACCGCCGACUGGCCCGUGAGAACCGCACUGAUUCAGCCAGCAGACUCAAGCAGAUGGUGCAUGAAGGCAACCAGCGCUGGGAUAAUCUGCAGAGACGUGUCUCAGCCAUUCUCAGGAGACUCAAGUACUUUACCAAUCAAUGGGAAGAAUUUGUGGGCACGAAGGACAGUGUUCUAGUGUGGCUGACCGAAAUGGACCUGCAACUAACAAACGUGGAGCAUUUCUCAGAGAGUAACUUUGAUGACAAAAUGCGGCAGCUAAACGGUUUCCAGCAGGAAAUAAUGCUCAACACCAACAAGAUUGAUCAGCUCAUUGAGUUUGGGGAGCAUCUGAUUCAGAAAAGUGAGCCAUCGGAUGCUGUCGUAAUUGAAGAGGAGCUAGAAGAACUCCACAAAUACUGCCAGGAAGUAUUUGGUCGUGUCUCCAGAUUCCAUCAAAGAUUGGCAUCCUGGCACCCAGGUCUAGAAGAUGAAAAAGAGUCUUCUGAAAACGAAGCUGAUACAGAAGAUGUAAGGGGGAUACAGAAUGAUCUAUGGCACAAGAAAGCUUUACAGGAGGUCCCACCACCCCACCAGUCACUCUGUCACCUCAUGCCCCCAGCAGUGAGUCACGAGAGGUCAGGCUGUGAGACACCUGUCAGUGUGGACUCCAUUCCGCUGGAGUGGGAUCACACAGGAGAUGUGGGAGGCUCUUCCUCUCCAGAGGAUGAGGAAGAAGAGCCAUACUACAGUGCACUCUCAGAUGUAGAAAUCCCUGAGCAUCCUGAGGCAUAUCUUAAAAUGACCACAAAAGCUUUGAGAGCAGCUUCUGGAAAAUCUGCCUCUGAAACACAUACAUGGCACUCCCCUGAAAGCCCAGUUGGUCGAAAACAUCCAUACAACCAAAGAGAAAUGGUUAGAGGUGUCUUGGCACACAGUCCAGAGACCAGCACACCCUUCAAAGCAAGCUAUGUAAAACAACUGAGCACUGGGAGCAUAGACAGCAUGAAAGAGAUCUCUGGGAUUUUGCCUAGUGAAGAACCCCAGGCGAACCAAAACCUCAUUGGUGUUGCAGCUGUUGAGAAACCACCAGGAACCAUGGAGAGAUGGGAGCUGCUUCAAGCACAAGACCUAAGCAACAAGCUAAGAUUGAAGCAGAACUUCCAGCAGUGGCAACAACUGAACUCUGACCUCACAAAUAUCAAUGCUUGGCUGGACACAAUGGAAGAAGAGCUGGAAGAGUUGCAGGAGGCAGAACCAGCAGACAGCAUCCAGGUCAUAGAACAGAGAGUCAAGAAGCUGAAAAAUAUGCUUAAAGCCUUUGAUAAUUACAAGGCCCUUGUGCUGUCUGUUAAUCUGACUAGCAAGGACUUCAAGCAGGCAGACAGCACCGGAUCCAAAGAACUUCAGAACAGACUUCGACGGGUCAAUUUACGCUGGGAGAAAGCAAACCUUUUAAUGGGGAACUGGAGGAAGAGUUUACAAGAAGCCCUGAUGCACUGCCAGGAUUUUCAUGAGUUGAACCAGAAACUUCUGUUGUGGCUGGCUUGUGCAGAAACGCGGAGGCAUCACACACAGGUUAAGGAUCCAAAUGCUGAUCCCCACACAAUACAGGAGAGUCGAAAGGAAUUAUUGCAACUAGAAAAGGAACUUCUGCAACAGCAGCUGCAAGUAAACACUCUACAGGAGAUAUCCACUUGCUUGCUUGUCAAAUCGGAUGGUAGAGAUUACAUAGAAGCCGAUGAAAAGGUCCAUGUCAUUGGGAAGAAACUAAAACAGCUCCUUGAAGGAGUUUCACAAGAUUUAAAAGUUUCACGGGGAAGCCAGGACAUCAGCGCAUUUCAGACACAAGUAGGUGAAGCAGACUCUGGAAGGUAUCACCAGAUAUCAGAAAAGCCUUCCACCUACAGGCACAAGGAUGAUGGAAGGAAGACCUUGGAGAAUAAAAGCAGCAGCAAUAUUAGAACGGAAGACAGAGAUGAAGCCAGUCCAACUGCCCCCAAGACCCUUUCCUUCUUUUAUCGUGUUCUGCGAGCAGCGCUACCUCUUCAGUUGCUCUUCCUUCUCCUGUUGUUUUUGGCUUCCUUGAUCCCUUCUUCUGAGGAAGACUACAGCUGUACCCUAGCCAACAACUUUGCCCGGUCGUUCUAUCCAAUGCUGCGGUACACCAACGGACCUCCACCAACUUAAAAGCCACUCGCUCCCCCCCCCCAUGUAUUUUGCACUCAACCAAAAUUAAUUUCCUCCACGGGUGCACUUUUUGUGCUGCUAACAUCAGUCCAGGGAAUUCACACAGCAAAAAUUUCUCUCUGGUUUCACCGUGAAUUCCCAUC